CGGUGCCGGGGACCAGGAGCUGCUCGGAGGCACCGAGGGUUUCCCCGCCAACCAUGAAGAACCCCGUACCACAGGCGGCCUCGCUGCUGCUGGAGAAGCUGAUGCUCCUCGUCCACAUCCGGCCAUUGCCCGCGGGCUCCGGCGGGGAAACGCCACCGCCUGCACCCGGCUACUACGACACCAGCUGCUUCAAGCGAGGAGACCUGCUGGAGGUGCCCCGCACCCUCUUCAUCCACUUCGGCAUUUACCUGGGCGAGAACCGCGUCGCCCACUUGAUGCCCGACAUCCUGCCCUCCAUCACUGGCGACCGUCGGCAGAUCCAGCAGGUGGUGACCAACAAGCGCCUUAUCCUGGGCGUCAUCGCCAGGACGGCCAGCGUCCGGGUGGACACGGUGGAGGACUUCGCCUACGGCGGCAGCAUCCUGGUCAACCACAUGGACCGGCUGUUCGUGGACCAGGUGCUGGGCAGCGAGGAGGCGGCCCGCCGGGCGGAGAAGCUGGUGGGCGCCACGGCCUACAGCCUGCUCUGGAACAACUGCGAGCACUUUGUCACCUACUGCCGAUACGGAGCCCCCGUCAGCUUCCAGACCGACAAGUUCUGUGAGACUGUGAAGAUGAUUAUUCGGGACCAGAGGAGCGUCCUCGCGUCGGUGCUUGUGGGACUAGCGUCAAUAGUCUGCCUAGGUGUGGCACCCUCCACCACACUCCCCACCAUCUUCAUUCCCUUCUUUCUGUGGAUGGCUGGCUAAGAGCCUUCCUGGAGUCUUCCAUCCAGCGUCUGUAUAUAGGAUGUAUACUACUGUAUUUAUGAAAGCACACAUUACUCACUGUUAUCAUGUAAAGUUUCUUAACUUUGUGCACCAUUUUAAAAUGCAACUUUGUCUAGAACACAGUGCACAAGGCAUAGCUUACCGUGUAAGCCAAAUAACAGAUUUCCUGAAAAUCUUGGUAUAUUUUAACACACCUUUAAAUCAUGGAAAAAGUAGGGUUGCGAUGCAGUUCUGCUCCUUAUCAUUAGCCAAAAACGAUUCUAAUAACAUCCUUCAUGUUCUUCAGUUGUUUAGCUGCAUACCUGGGUGCCAUAACUAUUAAUAAAAAUGGAUGAUGGAGUUCCACAAAGUGAUGGAAAUAGAGAACAAACUGCUUACCUCUUCCUUUUAUAGAUAUAGUGUAUAUUCAGAAAUUACUGUCUCCAUUCCUAAAAUACUCCUUGGUGGAAAUGCAAGUAAAUUGACUCUUUACUGAGAACAAGAAGAAAAACCAACCCUGAGCUGGGUGUUGCAGGAGUGCAUUUGGCCAGACCAGUUAAAGUCGUUUCCUUUUUGGGAAAUGUUCAGAAAUCUGUCAUUUGCAUUAAUUGUGUAAACACUUGCUACUUUAUUGAGCAACUUUUUAAUUGGGUUAGUGAUAAGGAAAGAUGGCAAUUCCUCAGCAGUUUCCUUGCCAGUGAUAGUGGCUAAUAUGGCUAAUAUAAAUGGCUACAGAGGGAUUUAGGAGCUAUAGGAAGAAAUUUAGUAGUGAAGUACAGAUGGUGGGACAUUUCCAGCAUUCCCGGGCACAUGGCAGGGAGGAGGAAGAGGACAGGCACCAAUUUAGUUCCGAUCUUUCCUCAGCAGUGGAACCUGUGUAGGUGCUGUAAAGUAUCAGGGAUCAUUGGAGCAGUUUCUGUG
Messenger RNA from Camarhynchus parvulus, 1670 nucleotides. RefSeq names its product lecithin retinol acyltransferase (gene LRAT). The transcript has 2 exons. NCBI's taxonomy places the organism in Eukaryota, Metazoa, Chordata, Aves, Passeriformes, Thraupidae. Gene Ontology annotation, biological process: retinol metabolic process. The record is from RefSeq and is a predicted model, not a curated record. The coding region runs from base 54 to 749 and encodes 231 amino acids. Gene Ontology annotation, molecular function: phosphatidylcholine-retinol O-acyltransferase activity.